AUGUCAAAUGAUAUAAUAGGCAAUAGUAACGAAAGAUUGGUAUCACAACAAGUAUUCGAAAAAUUAAAAGCAUAUUGUAUUCAAUUGUCUCAAGAAGUUUUACAACCACAAUUAAAUGAAACUAAGACUAUAUCAUUGUUAAAUUUAGUUGUCAAUUUAUUACAUUCUGAAUACAAAAGAUUUACAGAUGAUGGAAUUUUCUUCAAACUAUUACCCAAUGUUGCUGAUUAUAUAUUUUUCCCCAUAUCCAAUUUACUAAAACAACCAAGACUAAAUGAUAAAAUAAUACAACAUAUAUUAUCAAUAAUUGGCUUUCUUAUUCAACACUGUUGGAGAUUUCAAAUAAACACUACUUUAAUUGAUCAAUUGUUUCCUUUAGUUUUAUUUUUAAGUGGAGUUGAUACUUCUAAAACCGAAGGUAAUAAUCACCCUAAGUCGUUACAAUUUCAGAAUUCCGCUAUAUAUGUUUCAUCUCAAUUAAUUGAUGCAUUAGAUAAAACAUAUUUUGAAGCACAAGAGAAAAGAUUGCAUUUCUUGAGUUCUACAAUUACAUUUGCAUUGUCAGUGAUCACUUCAAACAAAUCAAAUGAUCAAGAAUCAAUCGAGGUUUUAAGUAAUGCAUUCCAGUUGGUAAAGAAUCUGCUAUUGAGACUUAACAAAGAACAAAUAUCAAUGAUACUACCAGGUAUUGUAUCAGCCUUGACAAAUUUCACAUCUUCAAAUUCAAAUAUUAAUUAUCAAUUGUUGAUUCAAAUUUUGAGAUUAUUGACAUUUAUCGUAACUUCAUCGUUCAACGAUACUGAUUUACAAUCUGAAUUGGUCAUACCGGAAGUAGAAAGUUUAUCAGAUAUAGAAGUGGCUUGGGAUGAUGAUGAGAAAACCCUUGAUGAAACUCCAACAUCUAUUGAUGAUAUCAGAAUAACUGAGAAAGAUCACAGAACAAUGCCGUGGUUGAAGGCUACAUCUAAACAAUUAAAGAUAACCCUAGUUACUUUAUUUAAAUCAAUAUUACUAAGCUCAAGGAAUAGACAGCGAUGGCAAUCUAAAAGUGAGUUAUAUGAUGUUGUUGUGAAGUUUGUUACCUCAAUAUUGAAGAAUUGUUUCAUUACUUUAUAUAACGAAUUGACUCCACUAACUUUAGAUAUAUGUUCUAUUUUAUUAUUUUCAUCAACUUAUGACGACAAAUUGGAUUUGAAAGUAUGGGAAUUAGCUUCAACUGUUGAAGAUGCAAUUGAUGACAGUACUUCGAAACUUACAGCAUACUUUAAUAUAGUAAAAAUGAAAUUAUCAAGUCUAAUAAGUAGUAAAUUAUCAGUUAUUGUUUUUUCAACUGAUGAAGAUAAAAUUUCAAUGAAUAUCAUUGCUAUUAAAUUCCAUUUUGCAGUGUUAAUGGAGAUUUCAAGAAAACUUGGUCCUGAAUUAAAUGAGUUGAUUAUACUUAAGCAAAGAUGCUUAAGUCUUUUAAUUGAAAUAACAAUUGAUCAUGUCAAAUUCAUCAGUUCAAACAAGUCAAUCAAAAAGAGUGACAACGUAUUAAACACUUUAACACCGGGAACAUCAAAUACAUUGGAUUCAAUAGAAUUACCAGGUCAUAUUAAUGCUAGUAGUGUGAAGACGGACAAGAAGCUGCAACAAGACACCAAGGAUCAUCAUUCGAACCAUUUGCAGCAAUUAUCACGUCAAUGGAAUGAUGGAGUUCCACAAUCUAGAGGAGAGUUGACAGUUGGGCUAGGAUCUAAAUUUUUUGAGUCGAAACUAAAAUCAAUAGUCUUAUUUUUAUCUCACCUAGAAUUAAAUCAAGCAGGUCAAAGCGUUGAAGAGCUAGAGGCAAUAUUGGAUGACUUUGAUAAUGAUACAUUAAGCAAAGGUGUCUCGUUGUGGUUUGCAUCAACUUUGGCUCAAAGUGGAUUAACAAAAACUAAAGGCUUUAGCUCAAAUGAUUUUUUAAAUAUUGAUGACAUGGAAGUUGAUGAUGAUGAAAAUGAAGCUUCAUAUUUAUUGUUGAUGAAAUCGCAGGAUUUGAUAAGUAAUUUAAAUUCUGCUGAAAUCGGUAGUUCACAAGUAGAGAAAAAUUUUAACCAAACUGCUAUUAUAGCUGCACUUGAAAGUAUAAGUACAAUAACUGGUACCAUGUCAUUGGAUAAUUUUAGAUCAAAUGUACUAAUGGACAAUUUGCUAUAUAUUUUUCAAGCAUUAACAUUUACUGAUAGGCCAAAUGUACAGUUUCAAGCUCAAAACACUAUUCAAAAUAUAGUAGAUACCUACUAUAAUGGAUCAAUAAAAGAAUUGAUUAUGGAUAAUCUGGAUUAUUUAGUCGAUGGAGUAAGUUUGCAAAUGACAGUUGCAAGUAAUUUAAGUCCAAUGUUACCUGGAAUUUUGAUGGUUAUAAUCAAAAUAGCUGGAAUUCAAUUAUUGGAAACUAAUCAAUUAACUGAUAUUUUAUCUGACAUGUUUGUUAUAUUAGACUCUUAUCAUGGGUAUAAUAAAUUAGUGGAGAGUUUUUUCAUAGUGUUUGAAGCCUUAACUGACCAAAUUGAAAAGUUGUAUCUUAGUUCAUCGAAUGCACCCAAGAUUGAAAAUCAGAACCAAAAUAAGUCUCAAUUUAAGCCAUGGGGAAUGACAAACAAAUUUCAGCUUUUUCAUUUUUUGAAUGAUGAAAGUACAAUCGAUCCUUUACAAGACUUUGAUGCAGAUAAAGAAUACUUUAAAAGACCAGAUGAUAAACCAUUUUCAGAAAUGAACACCGACUCAGAUGAUGAAGAAGAGGACCUCGAAGACGAUAGUCGGCCACAAGAAGAAGAAGAAGAACCUUGGACUUCACCCAUACCCAAAAGUAUUUAUAUUGUUUUAAAAAGAAUUUUCAACUACGGAUUUGUACUAAUAUCACAACCAUCAUAUACUUUAAAAUCUCAGAUAAUGAAAACUUUUAGAUUAUUAUUCCCUUUACUUUGUACAAAUUAUAAAUUAGUAUUACCAAUGAUUACAAGCAAUUGGGCAAUGUUGAGUGCAUUGAUCUCAGGUGUUGAUUCAUUAUCUACCACUUUAACUUCAAAUUCGUAUUCAAGAGAAAAGGUCAAUUUAACAAUUGAAACAUUAAGUUUUGUGAUUCAAAUUAUCAAUCAAGAUUAUGUUCAGAAUGAAUUCUUUUUCAGUAGAAAAUUUCAAGAUACCUGGGAUUUUAUUUCCAACCAUUCAAGCAUAGUUGAUUCAUCUACUCAAACUCAAAUAUCAACACCCGCAUCAAAAGAUUUAGUAAUAGCUGAGAAAGCAGUCUAUGCUUUGCGUAUGAACCCCAAUUUGAAAGAAAAGUUGGUUGAAUUCUUAUUGACUGGAGCUCAAGUAUAUGAGAAGUCGAUUCCUGAUCUAACUAGGUAUUCAAUUAUCCAACUUUGUUAUAAACUUAAAAUACCUCAACAAUUUCCAAAAUCUAGAGAUACGUUAUGUAUAUUAGAAGUUUUACAAACCAAUUUAGUGCAUUAA
Messenger RNA from Lodderomyces jiufengensis, 3480 nucleotides. RefSeq lists its product as uncharacterized. The record is from RefSeq and is a predicted model, not a curated record. The transcript has a single exon. Gene Ontology annotation, biological process: chromatin remodeling. Gene Ontology annotation, cellular component: cytoplasm. The coding region runs from base 1 to 3480 and encodes 1159 amino acids. Lineage: Eukaryota; Fungi; Ascomycota; Pichiomycetes; Serinales; Debaryomycetaceae.